GCGCGUCACGUGCGGAGUGACGCGAUGGACGCUCGCGCCCGUCUCCCGACCUCCAUCUCUUUCCAUAUCCGCCAUCUUGCUCACCGCGUGUUUCCUUUGGGUCCGGGCAAGCAUAAUAAGAGUAAACACUAUGAAUCAGGAAAAGUUAGCUAAACUACAGGCUCAGGUCCGGAUAGGAGGAAAGGGCACAGCUCGCAGAAAGAAGAAGGUAGUGCACAGAACAGCUACAGCUGAUGACAAGAAAUUGCAAAGCUCUCUGAAGAAACUGGCAGUUAAUAAUAUUGCUGGAAUUGAAGAGGUGAAUAUGAUUAAAGAUGAUGGUCAGGUCAUUCACUUCAAUAAUCCUAAAGUGCAGGCCUCAUUAUCUGCCAAUACCUUUGCUAUUACCGGCCAUGCUGAGACAAAACAAAUCACAGAAAUGCUUCCAGGCAUUCUCAGCCAGCUUGGAGCUGACAGUCUAACAAGCCUUAGAAAGUUAGCUGAGCAGUUGCCACGGCAAGUUUUGGAUAAUAAAACGCCCAAAGCUGAAGACAUUGAUGAAGAAGAUGACGACGUCCCAGACCUCGUUGAAAAUUUUGAUGAGGCAUCAAAGAAUGAAGCCAACUAAUGCUGCUGGCAGACCAUAGACUAGGAUAAAGACUGUACCAACAAGGAAACUUAGUCCAAAGUUUUACUAUAUUAAAGAGUGAAAAAUCACAAGUUUGCAAAUACAGUGAACUAAGGCAUUUUAUAUUUUAAUGAUGCUGAAUGUUCAGCAUCUUUCAAUUGGUUGAAAUCACUUGUUUGCAUUUUGCACUUCGAAAGAGAAUCCUUUGGUCUGAAGUUUGUAAGACAGUGAAAUUUCAUUAAAACGCAACCCGAAUAGGUUGCAAACACAGUGGUGGGCAAGCUGGCGAAGAAGUCUUAUUUAAGGUUUUCCCUCAUGACAUGCAAAUAAAAUAGAUUGAUUAA
Molecule: messenger RNA, 951 nt
Organism: Carcharodon carcharias (great white shark)
Lineage: Eukaryota; Metazoa; Chordata; Chondrichthyes; Lamniformes; Lamnidae
Gene: btf3l4
Product: basic transcription factor 3-like 4
Exons: 6
Coding region: 131-607 (158 amino acids)
Source: RefSeq, a predicted model, not a curated record